CCAAGAUUUUCACACCAUCCUUUCAAGUUUCAACAGCUAAAGGCUCGAGAAACUAGUCAUAAAAUGAAAAGCUUUCACUUCCUUGUGUUAUUGGCUUUUGCUUCGGCUCUCUCCUUUGCCUCUGCCUUUGACCCUAGCCCUCUCCAGGACUUCUGUGUUGCAAUCCCCGAACCCAAGAAUGCUGUGUUUGUUAACGGGAAGUUCUGCAAGAACCCAAAUCUUACCGUUGCCGAUGAUUUCUUUGCUUGGGGACUCAAUAUUCCAGGAGAUACAGAUCAAAAUCGAGUUAGAUCAAAUGUCAAUCUUGUGAAUGUUGAUAGAAUACCAGGACUUAAUACUCUUGGAAUUUCUCUUGCUCGGUUAGACUUUGCACCCAAUGGUGGCCUAAAUCCUCCCCACAUUCACCCUCGUGGCACAGAGAUCCUUGUAGUUGUUGAAGGCACCCUUUAUGUUGGCUUUGUCACAUCCAACCCUAAUCGCUUAAUCGCCAAAGUCUUAUACCCAGGAGAUGUAUUUGUAUUUCCAAUUGGUCUCAUUCACUUCCAGUUUAAUAUUGCAAAGACGAAUGCAGUUGCCUUUGCUGGUCUAAGCAGCCAAAACCCAGGUCUUAUCACCAUUGCGGAUGCUAUUUUUGGACCUGAUCCACCAAUUAAUCCUGAUGUUCUUGCUAAGGCCUUCCAAUUGGACAAGAAUGACGUUGAAAAACUUCAGAAACUAUUUGAAGAUUAAUUUGUAAAACAGCUAAAAGAAGUAUAGUUCAGUGCUGCUCAUUGCUAAGAAUGAAGUUUAGUUAGUUAUUUCUUACAAUGUCGUCAAUAAUUGAGCUAGCAUAUCAUAAUUAAAUUCCGAGAAAUAUUUUCUCGGUGUUCCUAUAUACUACAUCAAUAAAGAAAGAUUUUUCAGUGUUGAUUCA
Molecule: messenger RNA, 913 nt
Organism: Manihot esculenta (cassava)
Lineage: Eukaryota; Viridiplantae; Streptophyta; Magnoliopsida; Malpighiales; Euphorbiaceae
Product: germin-like protein subfamily 1 member 17
Exons: 2
Coding region: 64-729 (221 amino acids)
Cellular component (GO): cell wall
Molecular function (GO): manganese ion binding
Source: RefSeq, a predicted model, not a curated record